Molecule: messenger RNA, 3624 nt
Organism: Lodderomyces orthopsilosis Co 90-125
Lineage: Eukaryota; Fungi; Ascomycota; Pichiomycetes; Serinales; Debaryomycetaceae
Exons: 1
Coding region: 1-3624 (1207 amino acids)
Biological process (GO): nuclear division
Cellular component (GO): cytoplasm; nucleus
Molecular function (GO): mRNA binding
Source: RefSeq, a predicted model, not a curated record
AUGCCUACCCCUGCUGAAAUUAUCGCUGCUCGUAUAAACAACAACCAUUCGGAAGAUGUCGAGCAAGAAGAAUCCGAAACUAUUGUGGAACAAGAACCAAAGUCUAGAAGCUCUACACCAUCAAUUAACGAUGCUUCGGCUUUCCCUGCAUUAGGAUCGAAAUCGGGUUCAAGUGUCCAACAUUCAGGUACUUCUUCAUGGGGUCCUAAAAUGAAGGCACCUGCAGCAGCAACUAUUGCCUCCAAUGUCCCAAAAGCUUCCAAGAAUGGCAACGGUUUUGCCGUAAAGUCAAAAAUCUCCACCAUCCAAGAAGCUUUUUCAUUGGACGUUGAAGAUCAAUUGAACGUUGCUCGUCCCGAAUUUAUCAAAAUUUUAACCUAUGUUAUGCAAGAGACAAAAACAAACGUUGAAUGUACCACUUCGCAACACACAAAAAAGAGAACUUUCUUGAUCAGUGGUAAACCAGAUGAUGUUAAACUUGCCAAGCGCUUAGUUGUGAAAAAGUUAACCAAACCAGUUCAAAUUAAGUUCAACGUUCCUGCCAAGUUGAGAUCCAGAAUCAUUGGUCAAGGUGGAAGGACUUUGAAACCAAUCAUUCAAGCCAACGACGUCAAGAUUGAAAUUGGAGAUAAAGAGGAGUCUCAUGAUUCAAGUGACGCUAGUGAAGAUGAAGAUGAUUUGUUUGCAACAACUGUAGUGAUCACCGUUGAUGGUGAUGUUGAAGGUGCCAAAGCUGCUAAAAGUGAAAUUUUGGCCAUUGUCAAAGAAGAAACGAAGAACUUGACUGUCAAAGCUUCUUUGAAUGAAAAUGUCAAACCUUUUGUCGAGAAAGAAUUACAGGAACUUAUUGAACACUAUGAUCAAUUGGACUUUUCAAUACCCACUUUCAAAUCGUCUUCCAACUCCAUUGCCAUUCAUGGUGAGCGUGAUUUGGUAUUGGAGGCCAGAGCAGACGUGAAGGCUGCUUUGGAGAAAUUGUCCCAAAAGAUUGUUUCUGAGGAAGUGCCGAUUCCAAAAACCAAGUAUCAAUUUUUGCCAAUUGAAGAGGUUUUAUCCAAGUGUAAUGUUUUGAUUCAAUUACCAAAAGAUGGUGAAACAAAUGUGAAAUUCAUCGGUGAGAAAAAGAACAUCAAAUCAGCUCAAGAAGAGGCAAGAAAAGUUACCUCACAGUACAAGGUUGAAGUGUUGGACAUGUCAAAGGCACACAAAGGAAACUUGAGACACGUUAGUGCUGUUGCUGCAUACUUAAACAAAGUUGGCGCAUUCAAAGUCAUUGCCGAUGCUAACGAUGUUGUAAUCAACACUCCUACCGUUAAAGAAUUGAAUGAUGAAUCUGUUACCUCCAUUCCAAUUCAAAUUAUCUCUAAAGGGGAAGAUGAACAUAUCAAGGCAGCAAAGAAAUCCAUCGUCAGUCAAGUGAACAAGAUCACUCCUGACCAAACCAAGGUUAUUGACGAUAUUGAAUCAUUCUUGUUGAACAAAGUUGAUGGAGUCAUUGGAGACGUUGCCAAGAAGGAGAAUGUUGAAUAUAUUAUCUUGCACAACGCCAUUACCUUGUUUAAAUCGCAUGAGCAACAAGAUGAAGCAGAGGACUUUGAUGACUUUGAGGGCACUAGUGAUGACUCAUUUGAAAAGGUCAACUCUGCUUUGGAUAAAUUGAGAGAAUUGGCGGCUAAUUUGUCAAGUACCAUUUUGGAGGUUGUUUCAAAGGAUCAAGAUGCUAUUGUUUCUGGUCCGAAGGGUGUAACAUUGAAAUCCAUCUUGUCCAGUGUUGAACCCGACUCUGUAUCUGUUAAAUUGCAUAGCAAUGGAAUCUCAUUUUCAGAGGAUGGGAUUUAUAUCCACGGUAUCAAAUCAUCAGUUGCGGCUAUCAAGAAGGAGAUCGAAUCAGUAUUGGCUGAUGCAAAAGAGCACCCCGAUGGUUUCACUAGUGAAGUUCGUGUACCUUCACAAAUUGUGUCUAGAUUGGUUGGCAAGAAUGGAUCAUUCUUGAAUUCACUUCGCGAUGAAUUUGGUGUCAAGAUUGAUGUUCCGGAACAAGAUUCAAAGAAGGACGACUCUGAGAAAUCGGACAUUACAAUCAAGGGUGUCAAGAAGAACGUGGAAGCAGCCAAGGCUAAAAUUGCCGCAUUGGCUAAGAAAUGGGCUGAUGAAACCUUGGUUAGAGUCAGAAUUGAAAACCAAUAUCACCGUAGAAUGAUUGGUGCUCAAGGUGUGUUUAUCAACCGUUUGCAAGACAAGUACAAUGUCAAGAUUAGAUUCCCUGCUGCUGAUGCAACAUCUCCGUCACCUUUUGCUGAUGGACCCAAGUCAAAGGAUGAAGUUACAAUCAAAGGUCCUUCCAAGGGCGUCGCGAAGGCGGAAGAGGAGUUGCAAGAAUUGUACCAGUUUGAAAAGGAAAAUGGGUUCAAAAAGCAAUUGCAAAUCCCAUCAAAAGCAGUUUCCAGAGUCAUUGGUAAGAGUGGUGAAACCAUCAAUGACAUUGCUGAUGGUACCGGGGUUGAGUUUAGCUUCAAGCGUGAUAAUGAAGAAUCAACUGGAUUUGUUGACCUAGAGUUGACAGGUUCAAAGACUGCUUUGAAAGACGCAACAGCCAAGAUUCAGGAAAUCAUUGAUGAAGUUGAAAACUUUGUUGUGCGUACAAUCAAUGUUGACGCCAAGUAUCAUCGUGAUUUAGUUGGCCCUUCUGGAUCAGUUAUGAAGCAGAUUAUCAGUUCUGCCGGUGGUGAUGAUUUACCAAGAGGAAAGUAUCAUCGUUUGUUAACUAUACCUAAUGAAGGUUCUGGCUCCGAUGAAGUUGUUUCUCAAGGUGACAAGACAAUCGUUGACAAGAUCAUCAGCGCAAUUGAGAAAAUCGUCAAGGAAAAGGAAGCAUCGAUUGUUGAAGAAAUUGACUUGCCUAAAGAGAAACACAGACUUAUUAUUGGACCAAGUGGAACCAUUCGUCAUUCUUUACAAUCUGAAUUUGGUGUCACAAUUGAAAUUCCAAGACCAAGUGAUGACAGCACAACUGUUAAAGUAAGCGGUUUACCAGAAAAAGUAGCAGCAGCUAAGGACAAGAUCGAAAAAUUGACAAAGGAUGAUUGGAAACUUUCUAUUGACAUUCUGGGAAAAUAUCACCCAUUAGUAUCUGAACAUGGUGCUAUCUUCAAAAAAUUGAAGAGUGACUACAAAGUUGAAGUAACCCAUGGAAACUUCACCAGACAGGCUAGUAAAUUAUCUUCAACAUCAAUCCCUGCUCCUCCAGAGUUAGCAUAUCCAGAAAAUGAUGAAGAGUUUAAAUUUACUAUUGAAAAAUUUGAAGCAGACAAUGGCAAUGAAAUUGUUAUUCCAUGGAGAUUGAAAGGAGAGGAGAAAGAUGUCGAAAAAGCUGCUGAAUUUAUCAACAAGAAGUUAGAGUUGGCUAAAUCAGCAACUUCUCAAGGUUGGUUGUAUGCAUCCAAACCUUCUGUGUUUUCCAAGAUUAUUGGACCUCAAGGCUCAAAGAUCAAUCAAUUGCGUUCUAAAACAAAUACAUUUAUUACAAUUCCAAGGGCCAAUGACAAGUAUUCCAAGUUUGUUUACCUUGUUGGAGAUGAGGAGAACUUGAACAAGGCGCAUGAAGAAAUUAAAAAGUUAUUGUAA